UGUUUGAUAAAAUCCAACAUACCCAACCUUCAAGAUCUCCCAAGACUAGCCAGUCCGACAAGAAAUAGCGUCAAUGGCGAUCCAUCCCAUCCUCAGCAGAACAAGGAUGCUCAACAAGACCCAAAUAAUCCACAUCAACCACAAAGAGUAUGGGAACAAGAAAAAGUGGCUGAUAACUCUCUUGGUUGGGGAGACUAA
This is a messenger RNA of Ilex paraguariensis (yerba mate), 198 nucleotides long. The record is from the annotation of a GenBank genome assembly. Lineage: Eukaryota; Viridiplantae; Streptophyta; Magnoliopsida; Aquifoliales; Aquifoliaceae.